CACGCCGCCGCAGCCCCUUGCCUCCCCGGUUGCCUGCACGCCGCCGGAACUGCAUCGCCUCACGCCGCCGCACGCCGUCGCAGCCCCUUGCCUCCCGUGUUGCCUGCACACCGCCGCCGCGGACGUGGACGCAUGCGGGGUGGCCGACGGCGAACGAAGCCACACGUGUGCCCCGGGCGCGGCGGCGCGGAGCCCCCUGCCGGUUCGAGAUCCGCACUGAUUUCCUCCAUGUCGUCGUCGUGCUCCCUGCUGCCAGCUCCGCCCUCCUCCGGCCUAUCUCCUCGGCAACGGGCUGCUCCAUCCAUCGGUACCUAGAAGCCGAGAGGUUCGCUUCCUUCUACUACGAUGGCCACAUCGCUGCAACCGAAACUCCACCAUUGUCCUGCCACCGACCCAGUGCUACUCCAUUCCAUCUGAACAAGGAAUGACAAGGCCUUUGAUGUCGUCAAGGUCAGUACAGGUACAUGCUUUAUUCAAUUGAUUGACGCCUUUCAAGUUUCAACAGAUACAACUUAUAUAUUAGUGCUUGAAAAAGUUGAGCACGAGUAUACAGUUUCAGAAUGUGAUGGUCCUCUGUAGAAAUCAAGUUCCAGCAAAACGCUGAAUCGUGUGCGUUAGGUUAUCCAGGCAGGUUUCUUUCCUUUAUCAACUGACUGACAAUAUAGUAUUGAGGAGCAUACAUUCACCAGAGAUGCAACUGUUCUAAUAGAAACUUCUUCGUUACUAACAAUUGUUGUACUAGACUCACAACAUAACAUUUCAUAAAACAUAUCAAGUUCCUACAAAUCAUACAUCAUUAACCACACAAACAGGGGAACCGUCGAGGCCUUCAGCUAACUUCGGUAAAUUCAUAUCAAUACAAACUCAUGAAGAAUAUUCGUUAGAGAAAUAUUAGUGUUGAAAUCAAAGACUGUGUUCUGCUUACCUGAAGGAACCAAAGAAUCCGAGUCCAUCAGCAAUCCAGUAUCCUCAAGCAUCAUUGACAUGUGUUCUUUUGUACUGCUCUUUUCAUUGUCGCUCAUACAGGUUGCCGGCCGGGAAGACGCGUGGUAAUGCCGGCCAAGACAAGAACAAGGGAAAGCUGAAGUCCCAGGGAUGUCCGUGUUCAUCAAAGGUGCUCUCUUUUUUCCAUUUUUCUUUUUCUGUACUUCAUCCUAGAUAGGUGACUACUAAUUUCCAUGUCUACUGGGAGGAAGAAUGUUGGUGGGCAAACCUUUCUCACUAUGUCAAUCACAUGCUUUGUGUAACUCAUAUAGUGAAUCCCUUUUAUCCCCUUUAAGCUAUCAAAUCAUAAGACAUAGACUAUUUGUAUUUUAUUUGAAAUAAUCUGCUCUCAUAGUGCAGGAAAACAUCAUGAACAAAGCCAAAAGAUUUAAUUUAAUAAGAAGGAACACCAUGAUUUGGUGGAGAAGACGAAAGGCUUUGUGUGGAAAAUUAGGUUCGAAACUAAAAUAUAGAUUCUAAAGUGCUCUUUUGGCUGCUACUGCUCUAUGCUUCAAAUUCCUUUUAUAAAAUAUACAAUAAUGAUGCACCUCUGCAGAUAUAUUACAUAUUACAUAUUUCAGACGAAACAUGUACUGGUUGUUACUGCUAGACUUCCAUUUCAGUCGAAACAUGUACUUGCUGGCAUCUCAAUUAUUAGGCUCAAAACACUACUUUCUCCAUGUCAUUUAGUUUUGCUUCCACCUAAAAAAAUAUUAUUAUUCGCAAUAGAACAUAUUUAGUUGAAAAAACCCUGUAAAUAUUGGACCACUACUUUGAUAAUUAUUUUGCUUCCACCUAUACUAGCUGACGCUUAUUUGUGGAGGAUUUGUUGUUGCCACUUCCUUCAUUUCUGACCUAACAUUUUUAUUUAUUGUUGUAGACUUUGGACAAUAAUACUCAGAUGACAUCUUGUAGUGUGUUACAUUGCUUCAUUUAACGAGUCAAUUGCAAGAAACCACCACAUUUGUGGCUAGGUUUGCAGGAAACUACCAAGUCGUUAAUCUGUUGCAAAAAACACCGUAAAAUCUCUUAACCCGUUGCAAAAAGCACUGAACAGCCGUUUAGCCUCGUUUGAUCUCUUUUCCGACAGGUGGGCCGCGAAAACGCUGACGUGGCGUGCGGACAGGCAAACGGCGCCGUUAGGAAAGAAAACGGUCAACACGCCGCGCGGUCGGUCCUGUCGGUGCUCGCCAGACAGAUGCCCCGCGCCCUCUCUCUCUCUCUCUCUCGCCCCUCUCCUCUGCCUCCUCUCUCUCGCUCUGGUCGCCGUCGGUGAGAAGCCAGCUGGCCGCCGUCCGCCAUGGUUUCGUGGAGCGACGACAGCGAGGAAUCGGGCUACGAGUACUCUUCAGGCGGCUCCCCUAUCAAGAUCCCGGCUACAAUCGAGGACCCGAACUACUCUGGUGUUGAUGAUGAGGUGAUGGUGAUGUGUGAGCAUGGCCAGCCGGCGAAGAGGCAUGUUUGCUUUGAAGGGAUUAGCACUGGGAGGAGGUUCAUUGCCUGUGGACUUGAUGAAGCAAGCAGUUGUGGUGUUGUUCAUUGGGUAGAUGAGGAGUGGCCAGAGCAUCUGCAGAAUGCUCUUCACAAACUAUGGCUUUUGUAUGAGGAUUGCCAGCGUGCUAAUAGGAUGGCAUGUCUGGAACAUUCAUCACUUGUCCACAAUCUCACAUCACAGAAGAACAAGCUACAGGAGACUUAUGAGAAGCUUGUUGAGGAUGUGAACAACCUACUUGAUACCCAGGACAAUAUUCCCAAGGAAAAUGAAGUCCAACAAGGUGAACAUGAGGAGAUCACUCCUCCUUUGGACAACAAUAUUUCAGCUUUGAAGGAACAGCUGGGUGCAAUGGAUGCUGAGAACAAAGAACUGAAGCAAAAGGUUGACCAGUUGAAGAGCAUUCAGGUUGCCCAAGGUAAUGUGAUUAGGAAUCUGAAGUUUGCUCAUUUGAAGGAGAAGGAAAAGUUGAGCACUGAGAGGAGGAAUUUGGAGUUUCACAUUGCUGAUCUUGUCAAAGCUAGUGACAAGAACAAGAGAAAGCUGAAGGACAUCAAGGAUAUUUGCGAUGAAGAGUGAUUUGUAAUCUGACCAUGUGGGUCAUUAUCUUAGGUUUCAAGCAUUGAACUAUGGCUUGUAAUGUGUGAACUAGUGGCAGUUUGCAGUAUUUGAAGUAGGGUGUAGCCUUGAACUAUGUCUUGUAAGCUUUGAACUAUGGUGUCAUGAUGUUAACUAUGUUGUUAACUA
Molecule: messenger RNA, 3223 nt
Organism: Aegilops tauschii subsp. strangulata
Lineage: Eukaryota; Viridiplantae; Streptophyta; Magnoliopsida; Poales; Poaceae
Source: RefSeq, a predicted model, not a curated record